CCACAAGACUCAAGACUUUAAUCUUUUGCACGCCACCACUUUGAUUGAUUUCAAGAUUGCAUUGGGUAUAUGGUUAUGACUUGUGCACGAUGGAGUUUAGUGUUGUUGGGUUGUCAAUGUUUCCGAGAUGCGCGGUAUGGAUUUUCCAAGCAUUAAAGAUCGAGGCUGGCUGGUUUGGUUGCAAUGUUGUACCUGAUUCGAUAAAUUGGAGUCAGUUCGUCAAAUUUAGAGUUAAUGUUAAAACAAAAAUUAUAGCAUAAAAGCGAAAUCAUGCGUAAAAGUCAAGGUACAGAAGUGAAAGGUUUUAAAACAUUUUUUAGAUUUGAUAGCAAUCUAACUAUCGAAGAGAAAAGGUUAUAAACAUUAGGAUAUGAGUUUUGAAGGAAGAGAAAAGAGGGGAAUUGAGAUUGGGGGAACACACCAAAGAAUUUGAAGGAAAGCAAUUUGGGAUAUUAGUUCUGCUGCAUCAGUAUCUUCAGCAAUACCAAGAAUGGGUGAGACUUCCGGUGGACCCGGCUCUAGGUUUGCAGACUCCUUUCUCUCUUCCGGGUCCGAUCGCUAUGGUUCAGUCGGUUACCUGUAUGUGGGAUGAUGCAACCAAGCCUGGGUCACAUGCGGCGGGAGGGAUCGUCCUUAAGGAUCUCGCAGGGAAUAUCAUGUUAGCUCGUGGUGUGCAGUUUCCGGGUCUUGAUAGCCCUUUGGUGGCUGAGGCACUGACUCUUCGGGAAGCAGUGACAUGGUGUCUUGAGUUGGGCUUUCAUGUGGUUUGUUUCCAAGGGGACGCUCAGAGUAUCAUUGACAAGGUGACUAAGAGGGAUGUGCAUGAUGUUCAGAUUGGGGCAAUUCUGGAAGAGAUAGUUGGGGUGUUUGCAAAUCAUAGUGCGCUUCAAGUUCGUUUUGCAGGUCGGAGUAACAAUAGGGUAACCCAUUCGGUGGCUAGAAAUGCCCUUGUUUUGUUUCCGGCUACUAGUUGUUGUUAUGAUUUCCAGACUUGGCUGACAUCCAAGAUGUAAUAUCUUUUGAUCCAAUCAAUUUACAUGAUUAUCUUUUGUAAAAAAAAAAAAGAACACACCAAAGAAAAAUACUAUAUCAAAUUUUAAAAAAAAAAAAAUUCAAAGUGCAGUUAACCGCAAUCACACUGAUUUAUUAAGAAACCCCACAGUUGCAAGCUCUUCGAGGUAGUCAAGUUGACUAGUUAGUGGCAUCAAUGCUCCAUUUCUUUCUCCACGUUCCAUCGACAAACUGCUCCUGUUUACUACCCAUUUAUGAUUUAACCAAUAUCCCAAGUAGCAAUUAAUUACUUACUUUCCUCACCACUUGUCAUGGCGUUAAUCACAUAAUUAAUCUCCAUAAUCUCAGAAGCUGAUUCUUGUUCUUCCCCCACCACCAACUUACUAAUUUUUUAAUUUAGCUACAGCUACAAUUAAUGUCCCUUAAUUAA
Linum trigynum is the source of this 1441-nucleotide messenger RNA. The record is from the annotation of a GenBank genome assembly. NCBI's taxonomy places the organism in Eukaryota, Viridiplantae, Streptophyta, Magnoliopsida, Malpighiales, Linaceae.